Molecule: messenger RNA, 1682 nt
Organism: Hyla sarda
Lineage: Eukaryota; Metazoa; Chordata; Amphibia; Anura; Hylidae
Product: tyrosine 3-monooxygenase-like
Exons: 13
Coding region: 97-1485 (462 amino acids)
Biological process (GO): dopamine biosynthetic process from tyrosine
Cellular component (GO): perikaryon; cytoplasm; axon
Molecular function (GO): tyrosine 3-monooxygenase activity; iron ion binding
Source: RefSeq, a predicted model, not a curated record
GCUCCUCCACCGACUAUAAAAAUCGGAAGACCUUGUGGUCAUCUGCAGCAGAAGGCUUUGUGUGCUGAUCGAUUCCUAACUCAGAAUACUGUAACUAUGAAGUCUGAAGUGGGAACUUCUCUGUGCAGAAAGCAAAGUCUUAUAGAAGAUGCUCGGAAGGAGAAGGAAGUAUCGGAGUUAAGUGCGACUGAGCCUAUAGUAACAUGUGAUCACCCAGAUGAUGGCAGCAGCACCUUGAAUCUAAUGUUCACAAUUAGGAAUGCAAGUGCCUCUUCUUUAUCAAGCAGCUUAAAGAUUUUAGAGAAACAUGGCACUAUAAUAUAUCAUAUAGAAACAAGGCCUGCUGGACGGGGCAAGAAGAAAGGAGAAGAAUUGGAGUGCUUUGUGAAAGGCUUCAUUAAUAACUCUUCUAUUUGUUCUUUACUAUCCUCAUUAAAGAAAGUAGCAGGUGAUGUAAAAAUAGUCAAGGAACUAACAGCACCGUCUUUUCCGAGAAAAGUUCAAGACCUGGAUAUGUGCCAGAAUCUCAAUGUGAAAUUUGAACCAAAUUUUGACAAAGAUCACCCAGGAUUUGGUGACAAGGAAUACAAGAAAAGAAGGGUGUAUUUUGCUGAACUGGCUUUCAAGUAUAAAGACGGAAAUGUUAUCCCAAGAAUUGAAUAUACCCCUGAAGAAAUUGCCACUUGGAGACAAGUGUAUAAAUCCCUCAGCAGUCUCUAUCCAAACUAUGCCUGCAAGCAAUACUUAGAUUCGUUUCGCCAGCUGGAGGAAUAUUGUGGAUAUACAGAAAACUCUAUACCUCAACUUCAAGAUGUAUCCAUUUUCCUAAGAGAAAGAACGGGGUUCAAACUAAGACCAGCUGCUGGUUUACUCUCUGCACGAGAUUUUCUGGCCUGUCUAGCUUUCCGUGUUUUCCCGAGCACCCAGUACCUGAGACAUCCUUCAGCUGUGAUGCAUUCACCAGAACCGGACUGCUGCCAUGAACUCCUCGGCCACAUCCCUAUGCUUGCUGAUAGAGACUUUGCACAGUUUUCACAGGAUAUUGGUUUGGAGUCUCUAGGAGCAUCUGAUGAAGAUAUUGAAAAACUGUCAACUCUGUACUGGUUCACCAUUGAGUUUGGACUCUGCAAACAGAAUGGAUCUAUUAAGGCCUAUGGAGCUGGCCUGCUAUCAUCUUAUGGGGAACUCUCGUAUGCUUUAUCAAAUAAGCCUGAGGUCAAACCCUUUGAUCCAGAAGUCACAGCAAUCCAGUCCUAUCAGGAUAAUUCCUUUCAGCCUGUAUACUUUGUAUCAGAGAGUUUUGAAGACUCCAAAGCCAAACUCAGACAAUACGCUGUGAAAAUGAAGAAGCCUUUCUAUCUGCGAUACGAUCCUUUUACUUGCAGUGUUGAAAUCUUGGAUUCUUUUCAGAAGGUCAGGACUGCCCUCUGUCAGAUAAAAGAUGAACUCAGCAGUCUAUGUUCUGCACUUGACAACAUGUACUAAGAUGCAAUGAAGAAACCUACAUAUAUAGAGUUUUUAAAGAUAGCAUACAUAUUCUAAAAAUGCAUAUUUAUUAGAGGAACGGAACAGUAUACCUUGGGGACUACCGCGGAUAAAAUAAGUCCAUUGUUAAGUAAAUAACCUGUAUGUCUUAUACCUUAUAUGGACAAAAUAAUAAUUCAAAUAAACUAAUGGUAUCA